This is a messenger RNA of Entamoeba dispar SAW760, 420 nucleotides long. RefSeq lists its product as uncharacterized. Lineage: Eukaryota; Evosea; Mastigamoebida; Endamoebidae. The record is from RefSeq and is a predicted model, not a curated record. The transcript is spliced from 3 exons. Bases 1 to 420 code for a protein of 139 amino acids.
AUGGUAUAUCAACCAUAUCCAGUUAGAAUUGAAUGUAAUGUAGCAGACCCAGAAGAUAAGAGAGAUGGUUAUAUGGUAGUAAAUCAAAGUAUUGAAGGAUAUGUGUCAGGAACAUAUCCAGUAUAUAUUCAAGCAUUCUCAGGAAAUACAUUUGGAGAAACUGAAGCUACAAAAAUGAAUGAAUUAAUCUUUACAGAUAGUAUCUAUAAGACAGUACUUAAUUCAGAAACAAAAGAAGUAAUCAAUAAGGAAGUUAUUAAAGGAAAUACAGUAAUAGAUGGAUCAUCAUUAAAGAAUGGUACAACAAUAUUACAAUUAGGACAUAUAGCAAUAGCCAUUAGAAAAGAUGAUUUCAAAUGUAAAUAUAUUUCAGGAAGUACAGAUAGUACAGGUGCUACUUUCAGUAUUAGAGAAGAUUGA